Funneliformis geosporum is the source of this 957-nucleotide messenger RNA. NCBI's taxonomy places the organism in Eukaryota, Fungi, Glomeromycota, Glomeromycetes, Glomerales, Glomeraceae. The record is from the annotation of a GenBank genome assembly.
AUGAAUAUCUGGUUCAAAUACAAGAAAGGCGAGCCGGUGGAAAUUUCUUUUAAAGGAAAUAACGCUAAUGCACUGAAGAAACAAAUUAAGACCGAACUAAAAAACCAGCUAGGAAAAUUUGAUAUUAAUCAAAUAACAUUACGAAAACCUGGAGAACAUGAGAACUUAAGUGCGGAAAUGUUGAUUGAAGAAGGAUUUGCAACGAGUUACAACGAACCUGUUGUCGUUGAAACCGAAAAUUAUCAGAAAAUGAAGACUUUUCAUAUCCAAUGUUAUGAUAAUGAAGGUGUGCCGUUGGACAAAUUUGAACAAUUUACAAUGCGCGACAAUGAAGAUUUCAGUAAAUUGUUAAAGAGAAUGGAGGCGAGAGGAUUAGAAAACAUUAAAGAUUAUAAUGAAGUGUCCAAAAUUAUCACGUCACUUGAGGAUAUUCAAGUUAACGAAUUUUACCGGAUCAGUGCUUCGUAUCUUACGGCAGUAAAAAAUGGUGUUAUGCGGACACAAGUCGAGGACACGGCAUUAGAAGAUGAAACGAGAUUGGCUGUGGAAAAUAUCGUUAACAAAAUACUCAAGUCCCCUAUCACAGACUUUCCUAACCGAGUUGUGUAUGGCAAAACUGGAAAGCCGAUCAUGGAAUGGGAUGGUAUCUUCUUAUGUUGUAACAAAGUGUUUCUAUGUGAAUCGAAACACAAGAUGACUGAAGAAAAGAUUACCGCGCUUGUUAAAAGAUUAAAAGAAUUUCCAAAUAAACUGGAGGAAACGAAAGACUCCGAAUUCAAGAAAUUAUUGGGUAUGGAACAUAUUGGAGUCGCUUGUGCCACACAUUUUACGAGAGAACUAAGACAAAAAUGUGUGAAUGAACUUGGAUUAGUCGUUGUAUAUCCAGGAGAUGGCCGUUAUUGUGUAGAAGUACCCUCCAAAAUAUAUGGAUGUUAUAAAUGGUGUAAUUAUUUGUAG